CCUGGUGAGUAACAAGUUAUCAUUAUAUCGCAGUGUUGUCGGGACGAUAGUCCGGCUUAUAGAGUUCUAUCGGCUGUCAAUCUACAAGCCUCGGUACUCAGUGGCAUUGACGUGAUAGACCAUCACGCAACUCAACGCAUUCCUCGAGCCGCAUCUUCUUAGUACGAAGUGAAGAGAAUCGCCGGAGAGAUGCCGGACGCGUACGAAAAUAUUAAUAUGGCGAUGCGCAGCAUAUUGACGACUGGUGUUAUUGGAGAUAAUGAGGACCCGUACUUCCAGUUUAACGAUUUAACAUCAAUGGGUAGUACAGAUAUUCUAAGUCCAUUCAGUAGUUCUGGAUCUCAAGGAAACAUCAGCAUGACAUCGCCUAUGUCGACAUCCUCGUCACCUAUGCAUAUCACAGAUGAUUAUAUUAAUCUAACAAAUGCAGGAGUAAUGAUACUUGGUGAACCAUAUCUCAGUAUCAUGGUGCAGCCGAUGGAGAAAUUUAGAUUUCGAUACAAAUCCGAAAUGGUGGGAACCCAUGGAAGCUUGCUCGGUGUAUAUACUGGACGUAAACGAAAUAAAAAUAACGUACCUACAGUCAAGUUACAUAAUUAUUCGGAUAAUGCAAUCAUACGUUGCACAUUAGUUACAACUGACGAAGACCUGAGAAUACCGCAUGCUCAUAGACUAGUGAGACGAGUAGAUAGUGCGGAUAUAGGGGAUCCACAUUAUAUGGAAGUUUCGUCUCAAAAUGAUUUUACAGCCGAAUUUGUUGGUAUGGGCAUAAUACAUACGGCGAGAAGACAUGUUAAAGACGAAAUAGUACGAAAAUUGCGCGAAGAAGCUCUAGAGAAACUGAAACGUUUAAAUAUAAACGCUACUCUCAAUCUUCGUGAUGAUGCGCAGAUUAAAUCUGAUGCUGAGCAAUAUCAAAAAACUAUAAAUCUAAAUAGUGUUUGCCUUUGUUUUCAAGGAUUUAUCAAAGAUCAACAUAAUAUUAUGAGACCGAUUACAGCAGCGGUUUAUAGCAAUCCAGUCAAUAAUUUGAAAAGUGCACUAACUGGAGAACUUAAGAUAUGCAGAAUUGACAAAUUCACUAGCAGCUGUGAAGGUGGCGAAGAGGUAUUUAUACUUGUGGAAAAAGUUUCAAAAAAAAAUAUAAAGAUAAAAUUCUUUGAACUCGACGAUGAUGACACUGAAAUUUGGAUGGAUUAUGGUCGUUUUUCGGAAUUAGAUGUCCAUCAUCAAUAUGCCAUGGUAUUUCGAACGCCACCAUACAGAGAUCGAAAUAUCACUUCUCCAAAGGAAGUUUUCAUACAACUAGAACGUCCUUCAGAUUCAUAUUGUUCAGAACCAAUCAAGUUUACAUAUAAACCAACUGAGCGUAUGAUAGGUAGGAAGAGAACGCGAGUCUCUCAUUCAAAUAGUGCGGAAUUGACCCAAGCAUUAACAUUUAAUAAUGAUAUGCUUUUAAAUACACCAUUAAGUUCCACCACAAGUUCGCCUUCAAGCAACGACAGUGCCGAAAUAUCUAAAGAAAUAAAAAAGAUGUUAGACGAUAGAUGUUCUUCUAGUGAGUUUCGUGAUUUUGUCGACCAUAUAAAUUUAGACUUGUAUGAGAAAUUGUUAAACCAAGGCGGCGAAGAUAAGUUAACUUAUGAUAGUGCGCCGAGUAAAAAGGACAAAUUGUUCGCAAAAAAUGUUAUUAUUGAUACGAUAAAGAAUAUGAAAAUGAAGCCCCAUGAAGUAAAAGAUAUUAUUAAAAUAUCAUUCAAAGACAGAACAACUUACGGAGAUACGCCAUUGCACUGUGCGCUCCGAUAUGGACAAAAGAACAAUGUAAAACGUAUCUUAAUGCUUAUGAGCACUCUAAAUACAGAUGCUGAAGAAUUGGUGAACAUUCGAAAUAGUUCUGGAAAAACUCCGUUGCAUUAUGCUGCUUCGCAAGAUCAACCAGAAAUUAUACGAGCAUUGCUCAUGCUUGGAGCAGAUCCUAAUAUAACAGAUCAUUAUGGACAAAUGCCAUUACAUAGAGCUGUAAAAUUUCCUGAAGCAGAAGGAAGCAUUGAUGUUUUAUUAGCUGAAAAAGAUGUCAACAUCGAAGCAAAUACAGACUGUGGAUGGUCACCUUUGCAAUUAGCUGCCCAAGCUGGCUCGUAUCAUGCAGUAUGUUCUCUCAUUAAAGCUGGCGCAGAUGUAAAUAAUACUGACAUGACCUAUGGAAGAACUGCCUUACAUAUAGCAGUCGAAGGAGGUCACAAAGACAUUGUUGAAUUUCUGUUAAAAAAUACCAAAAUAGAUGUAAACAAGAAGAACUUUAGCGGAAAUACAGCAUUGCACACCGCAAUAGUUACACCAGGGACAAAAGCCAAAGAGAUAUGUGCUCUUCUAGUGAAAUACGGUGCUGAUCCGCACAUAAGGAAUUAUAAUCGUGAAUCAAAUAAUGUUGACGGAGAACAGAUACAAGAUAUAAAAAUCGAAGUGCAUUCAGAAGAUGAAAAUAUGGAAGAAUGCAAUGGGCAAUCAUCUUUUGACUUAGCAUUAAAUAAACCAGACAUUUUACAACUCGUCUCCGGUCAAAAUGAUAUGUUAAUAAAUAACACGAUAAAAGAAGAAAAUAUAAACGAUACACAAAAAGUUUGGAUGGAUAUAGAUCAAGAAAAACAUUUGGCAAGCAUUUUAGACGAGACAAAAGGAUGGAAAAAAUUGGCGCAUUAUUUCGACUAUAAGUACUUAAUGAAUAUCUUUAAACAGACAUCCAGUUCGUCAUUACUCCUCUUAAAUUAUAUCGCUAUACAAACUAAUACAUCUCUCAGUGAUUUGAGAAAUAUAUUGCAAAAUAUAGGUGAAGAACAAGCUGCAACAUACAUGAAUCAAAUUUUAUCUAUGAAACAUGAAACGUGAAAUUUGUAUUCAUUUUA
Atta colombica is the source of this 2906-nucleotide messenger RNA. RefSeq names its product nuclear factor NF-kappa-B p110 subunit (gene Rel). Gene Ontology annotation, cellular component: cytoplasm. The transcript has 18 exons. The record is from RefSeq and is a predicted model, not a curated record. The coding region runs from base 190 to 2889 and encodes 899 amino acids. NCBI's taxonomy places the organism in Eukaryota, Metazoa, Arthropoda, Insecta, Hymenoptera, Formicidae. Gene Ontology annotation, molecular function: DNA-binding transcription factor activity; DNA binding; protein binding. Gene Ontology annotation, biological process: innate immune response; response to cytokine; regulation of DNA-templated transcription.